Messenger RNA from Hydatigera taeniaeformis, 246 nucleotides. The record is from the annotation of a GenBank genome assembly. NCBI's taxonomy places the organism in Eukaryota, Metazoa, Platyhelminthes, Cestoda, Cyclophyllidea, Taeniidae.
AUGGAGGAGGAGGAAGAGGAGGAAGGGAAAGGAAAAAAAGAUGAGGAAGAGAUAGAGGAGGGGUGGAAGGAUAUGGUGGUGAGAGCGGUGGAGGUGAAUGAGGAGGAGGAGGAGGAGGAGGAGGAGGAGGAGGAGGAAUGAGCUGGAAGUGGAAAUGCUGCUGCUGCUGCUGCUGCUCCUGGUGGUGGUGGUGGUGGUGGUGGUGGUGUGGUGGUAGUGGAGAGAUGGAAUGAGACACCUUCUUGA